Molecule: messenger RNA, 231 nt
Organism: Peniophora sp. CBMAI 1063
Lineage: Eukaryota; Fungi; Basidiomycota; Agaricomycetes; Russulales; Peniophoraceae
Source: the annotation of a GenBank genome assembly
AUGCCCGAGUAUCCCUGUGCUCACGGCUUUCACUUUUCUCCAUCGGAGGACGUCUUGCCUGUCAUAACAGGAGCGAUCGUACCCAUGAGAAGGGUGGUACAGCUUAGGCGUCCAGAAAGGAUGGGAUUCACUCUUACUUGUUACCGUAUGCACAUGAAGGCACCUGAGGCCAGAUGUGGAUACGUCUCGGCAAGCCGGUUCCCUUUGCACAAUUUCUGCCCAAGCGGAUAA